Molecule: messenger RNA, 5947 nt
Organism: Cyclopterus lumpus (lumpfish)
Lineage: Eukaryota; Metazoa; Chordata; Actinopteri; Perciformes; Cyclopteridae
Gene: atrn
Product: attractin
Exons: 26
Coding region: 262-4050 (1262 amino acids)
Cellular component (GO): Golgi apparatus
Molecular function (GO): protein binding
Source: RefSeq, a predicted model, not a curated record
UUCUGGAUGUCAAUAUGCGGCUCGGUGCGGCGCUGGGAAACGGAACCACUGGAAAGAUGUAAACCAAGUAACCAGCGAAGACGAGCCUCAACGCAGACACUUAACCGUAACGGCCGCGGGGGGGAGAACCCGCACCUGACGUCCGUUAAAACGUAAACCACAACCCAAACCGGCAGCUCGUUGAGUCGCCGUCUCCCCCCGAAGCAGCAGCAGCAGCGGAGCGCUUUUGCCUCAAAGCAGCCAUCUUUUCGGUGAGGAGAAAUGUACGGGGCGACGCGGCGGGCCUGCUUCGGCUCCGGCUCCGGCUCCGGGGGCCGCGUCCGGAGCCUGCUGAUGCUGACGACCGCGCUCCUGCUCUCGGUCGCCGGGCUGCUCUCCGGGCUGCCCGGCGUCACCGAGGCGAAGGAGUGCGACAAGCCAUGUAUGAACGGGCAGUGCAACGCCGCCACCGGCAACUGUGUCUGCUUCCCCGGCUGGGUCGGGGACCAAUGCCAGCACUGCGGAGGGAGAUUCAGGUUGACGGGGCCCUCUGGUCAACUGACCGACGGUCCAGGAAACUACAAGUACAAAACCAAGUGCACCUGGCUGAUCGAGGGACAGCCGAACACAAUACUCCGACUACAGUUCAACCACUUUGCCACUGAAUGCAGCUGGGACCACCUUUACGUGUAUGAUGGAGACUCCAUUUACGCCCCGCUUCUCGCUGCCUUCAGCGGUCUGAUUGUUCCCGAGCGUUACGGGAAUGAGACGGUUCCUGAGGUGGUGUCUCAGUCCGGCUACGCCCUGCUGCACUUCUUCAGCGACGCCGCCUACAACCUGACUGGCUUCAACAUUUCCUACAGGGUGAACACGUGUCCCAACAACUGCUCGGGCCGCGGCGAGUGUCGCGUGAGGAACUCCACCGGUUCGGUGUACUGCGAGUGCGAGAGCAACUGGAAGGGCGGAGCCUGUGACGUCCCAUACUGCAUGGCCGACUGCGGCUACCCUGAUAGAGGUCGCUGCCAGGGCAAGACCUGCGUCUGCAAGGCCGGAUGGCAAGGUCCAGACUGCCUCGUCUCAGUGCCGGCCAACUCGUCCUUCUGGAGCCGGGAGGAGUACACCGAGGCCGGGCUGGCGAGGGUAUCCCACAAGGCCGUGGUGGACCAGGGCACCAUGUGGGUCAUUGGAGGCUACGUCUUCAACGCCUCCGACUAUCACAUGGUCAAAGCGUAUAACCUCAGCAGCAAGAGCUGGCUGACCCUCGACCCCUCCGUCCACACCGUCACGCCGCGAUACGGCCACUCACUGGCUCUUCACGAGGGUAAAAUCUACAUGUACGGAGGAAAGAUUGACUCAACGGGAAACGUGUCCAGCCAGCUGUGGGUCUUCCACAUCCAGAACCAGACCUGGGUCCUCCUGAGCCCCCGGGUCAAGGAUCAGUAUGCCGUGGUGGGACACUCGGCCCACAUUGUGACUCCCGUCCAGGACGGGGACGGCCCCGUCAUGCUGGUGAUGUUCGGACACUGCCCCCUGUACGGCUACAUCAGCCAGGUGCAGGAGUACAACAUCGGCAAGAACACUUGGAGCAUGGCGAGCACAGACGGUGCUCUGGUUCAGGGCGGCUACGGCCACAGCAGUGUGUUCGACCCCGGGACCAGAGGCAUCUACAUCCACGGAGGCUACAAGGCCUUCAGCGCCAACAAGUACGGCCUCGCUGGAGACCUGUACAAGUUCGACGUGGACAAGAGGAAGUGGACCAUUCUGCGCGACAGCGGCUUCUUCCGUUACCUCCACACAGCGGUGAUCGUGAGCGGGGCGAUGCUGGUGUUUGGAGGAAACACGCACAACGACACGUCCAUGAGCCACGGCGCCAAGUGCUUCUCCUCCGACUUCCUCGCCUACAGUCUGGCGUGUGAUGAGUGGACGGCGCUGCCUCGACCGGACCUCUACCACGACGUCAACCGCUUCGGGCACUCGGCGGUCUUCAGUGACAGCGUGAUGUACGUGUUCGGCGGCUUCAACAGCCUGCUGCUCAGCGACGUCCUCGUGUACACGUCGCCCAGCUGCGCGGCCUUCUCCAGCCUGGAGUCCUGCAGCCAGGCCUGGCCGGGGAUCCACUGCGUCUGGAACGGCACCCAAGGGACCUGCCUGCCCUGGGAGGGCGACGCCAUCGGAGGCGAGCAGCAGCUACCGGCCUCCUGCAACACCCGAUCAUAUGCUGACGAGCGGUGUGAACAGUACACAGACUGCUACAGCUGCACGGCCAACACCAACGGCUGCCAGUGGUGCUCAAGCCAGUGUCUGUCUCUGGGAAGCAACUGCACUUCUGCCACGGGGGCCAUAGGGGAGUAUGACGUUUGCCCAAAGGACAACCCCUCAUACGUGUGCAACAAGAAAACCAGCUGCAAGAGCUGCGCUGUGGACCAGAACUGUCAGUGGGAACCUCGCAACCAGGAGUGCAUCUCACUGCCAGAAAACGUGUGCGGUGAAAGCUGGCACCUGGUGGGAAACUCGUGUCUGAAGUUCCUCACGGCGAAGGACUCGUACGACAACGCCAAGCUGGCCUGCAGGAGCCACAACGCCGUCCUGGCCUCGCUGACCACGCAGAAGAAGGUGGACUUUGUCCUGAAGGAGCUGCAAAUAAUGAGCGUGGCGUACAAGUCCACAGUGACGCCGUGGGUGGGGCUCAGGAAAAUCAACGUGUCGUACUGGUGCUGGGAGGACAUGUCGCCCUUCACCAACACCACCCUGCAGUGGCUCCCCGGCGAGCCGAGCGACGCCGGCUUCUGCGGCUACCUGGCUGAGCCGGCGUCCAGUGGACUGAAAGCACAAACCUGCAUCAACCCGGUGAACGGCAGCAUGUGCGAACGGCCAGCCAACCACAGCGCCAAGCAGUGCCGGACGCCGUGCGCCAUGAGAGCCACCUGCAGCGAAUGCACCAGCAGCAGCUCGGAGUGCAUGUGGUGCAGCAACAUGAAGCAGUGCGUCGACUCCAACGCCUACGUGGCCUCCUUCCCCUUCGGCCAGUGCAUGGAGUGGUACACCAUGAACAGCUGUCCACCGGAGAACUGCUCCGGCUACAGAACGUGUGGCCAGUGUCUGGACCAGCCGGGCUGCGGUUGGUGCACCGACCCCAGCAACACGGGCAAAGGUCAAUGCAUCGAGGGCUCGUACCGCGGGCCCUUCCAGACCUCGGUCCCGGCCCCGUCCACCCUCCCCGGCCUGCCCGCCAACCCGCAGCCCGCCCUCAACGCCAGCAUGUGCCCCAGCGAAGCCAAGUACAACUGGUCCUUCAUCCACUGCCCAGCCUGUCAGUGCAACGGUCACAGCCAGUGUAUCAACGAGAGCGUGUGCGAGAAGUGCGAGGACCUGACAACCGGCCGACACUGCGAGAGCUGCAUCUCCGGCUUCUACGGAGAUCCGACCAACGGGGGCAGCUGCCAGCCCUGCAAGUGUAACGGCCACGCCAGCAUGUGCAACCCCAACAACGGCAAGUGCUUCUGCACCACAAAGGGCAUCAAAGGAGAUCGCUGCCACCUGUGUGAAGUCGAGAAUCGUUACCAAGGCAACCCCCUCAAAGGAACAUGCUACUACACGCUCCUCAUCGACUACCAGUUCACCUUCAGCCUGUCGCAGGAGGACGACCGCUACUACACUGCCAUCAACUUCGUGGCCACACCUGAGGAGCCAAACCGGGAUCUGGACAUGUUCAUAAACGCCUCAAAGAACUUCAACCUGAACAUAACCUGGGCCACGAGCUUCACCGCAGGCACUCAGUCCGGCGAGGAGAUCCCCAUCGUCUCCCGGAGCAACAUCAAGGAGUUCAAAGACAGCUUCUCCAACGAGAACUUUGAUUUCCGCAACAGCCCAAACAUCACCUUCUUCGUCUACGUCAGCAACUUCACGUGGCCCAUUAAGAUUCAAAUCGCCUUCUCGCAGCACAGUAACUUCAUGGAUCUGGUGCAGUUCUUUGUCACGUUCUUCAGCGGCUUCAUUAUCGAGCAGGGAGCCUCUCCGUCCUCGGAAUUCGGACAGCGAUCCAUCACCGGGAUUUGUGGAAAAACGGAGUGACAUUGACCCCCAGACCGUGAUGUGCGGCCCGGAGCGUGCAGGUCUCGCUGUUUUCCUCUCACACUCGUCUGUGUUUGUACACAAACGUCGGCCUCCAUCAGCGUCACCAGCACCGCUGACGGGGCGGCUGAUUGGUGAUUGACAGCAGGACAGAGUGUGGAGGACUCUGCGGCGCAGAAGAAAAACACUGUGUGGCUGUAAUUUUAUCCAACUGUCGGGCGAAUGUUGUUCAAACUUUUUAAAAUUGGUAUAAAAAUUAAUUUUCUUAAUAUUUAUUCUUUAUUGGCAAUGUUUUGGAUAAAUGUAAUAAAUUAAAUUGAAUUGUCGCUGAACUGUCAUCGGUUACUUGACAGAAUACACCAAAAUACAUGUUAUUAAAGCCACAGAUCACAAUAUAUGACAAAUAAUGGCAACACAAUAACCUGGAGUUACACAGUUGAAGUCUGUCAUCAUUGUGAAAAUGUGUGCUUUCCUUUUUAUUCUUUGUAAAUGGUUUGAGAAAGAAAACUCGGAUGUUCCCAAAAGGGAAGGAAAUCCUCAGUUUAUAGAAUAAACCCAACAUCAGCUAGUUGCUCGCUCUCUCUCGCUCAAUUCAAUGUGGCUUUAUUGGCAUGAAAGUUUGAAACAAUAAUGGUGCCAGAGCAUUAGAAUACAAAACAGAACAUUAUGAUUGUUAUAAAAUAAUGAUAUUGAAUUGACAACAAAAACAUACAUACAUGUCAACAAAAAUAUGCCUCUUACUCACUCCCCCUUCUUCCUCUCGAGACUUCAGAAAGAGAGAGACGGAGAGGCAGAGAGACACUUAACUCUCAUUCUAACCCAGUCCGCCUGUCCUAAGGGGCCUCCCCGGGCACUCUGCAGGGGCUGCCGCAGGUGCUGUGCCAGCUCUCCCUUCCUCUCUGAGCUGUCCUGUGUCUUUUUCUCUCUGUGAAUCUCGGCCUCCUCUUCCUCUUCCAUCUUUAUGCCGGCCUUUGUUGCUGAAUCCUGCGCUGGUCCGUUUACCCCCCCCCCCACCUCGGUGUGUCUUUUUGUUUUGUUGUUUUUCUUUAUCUCUGUGCUGCUUCUCUCCACCUUCUUUCUUUUUCCUUCCACAUUUCCAACCUUCUCUCCACCCCCCUUUCCCCCACCCCUCUAUCUUGCAUUCUUUAACACUCUCUUUGUAGCUGACCUCAUUGUCAGGUCAUCAGCGAGGAGCCAGAGUGAGAUACGAGGAGGAGAUGGAGAUAGAGGGAGUGCAAGGAGGCGCCUCGUGGCUAAACACCCCCCGAUAGGUCCGCGAGGAGCUGAAAGCCGCUCUGCGUCCCGAUUAAUAAUAAAUGACUCGGAUCAGUCGGUUUGACUCUCUGCUGCUGCUGCUCCUCCUCCUCUUCCUCACCUGUAAUGAGUAAGGAAGAGAACAAAGGGAACAGGGCAGUACCUCCUGGGGAGUCCCAAGAGGGAGGCAACGUCUUUUCUUCCCAUCGGCCUCGUGUCUACAUGUGUCUUAAGCUCUUCGGGUCCCUUCUACAUUACAUUACAUAUCACGGGUCUCUUGCCGCGUGGAAGGUUCACUCAUCUGUGUUUGUUUGUUUUUUUUGCAAGCUUUUAUUUGAGGCGAAGCGUCGUCUUUGAACCCCUCAUGGUGCAGGAUUGGGGAAAAGUCCCUCCUUUUUUUUCUUCUGCCGGUUCUUUUAUUAGUUUUGGUCUGAUCUCUUUACCUGUUCAGAAUGAGAGGUGCAUUGGUUCGGCUCACUCCAGUUGUCAUUGGGAAGCUGCUCCUCUAUUCACUAAUCCUUUUCUAAAUCCUCCCUUUCCCUCCGUUGUUUUCGUCCCUGUUUCUCUGCCGUUUUUAGAUUUUUUUUUUUUUCACAUCUCAGGCAAGUGGCAUGCUCCCCCAACAAACUCAGUUAGCAAGUUG